Penicillium diatomitis is the source of this 291-nucleotide messenger RNA. RefSeq lists its product as uncharacterized. The record is from RefSeq and is a predicted model, not a curated record. The coding region runs from base 1 to 291 and encodes 96 amino acids. The transcript has a single exon. Lineage: Eukaryota; Fungi; Ascomycota; Eurotiomycetes; Eurotiales; Aspergillaceae.
AUGGGGCAGACGCCUAUUUACCAGGUGGUCGGGAUGAAGAAUGGAUCCAUUGAGAAGUGGGAGUGCUCUAUUUAUCCGGACAAGGAUGAUACGUCCAUGUCCCACCGAAUGUUCCAUCAACCGACGAGUCUAUACUCUACCGUGAUCAAUCUGCCAGCCGAUAAAGAGGUCAACAGAUACGGUAGAAAGUCAUCGUACAUUGACGCCGGGUUUCGAGGGUUAGAAAAUACGGAAGAAACCAACGGUGAUCGGCCGGAGGACCAAGGAAAUACGACAUGGAUCAUGGACUAA